UACAAAUACUGCGGACCUUGGAUGUAUUUGUAGGUCUCUACUGAUCUUCGAAUUCUAGAAUUGUAAGGUUAGUUGCCAAGCCUUGUCUCUGACAUUACAGCCACUUUAUGGCAAGGCGAAGUCAGCGUCUUCGUCAAAAGUCAAGUGAGAUAUGUGCCUCACGCAACUCGCCUAACAUUGUGGUGUCGCCGUAUUUCUUGGAAAGCCGUUCAAAAGAAAGUGGAAAUUGGGAAAGUCAUCAACCUCUGUGUAAGUUUGCGCAAGGCAGUUUGAAUAGCCCCCAUCUGAUUACUGCAAAGAAACUGGGAGCUGGGGUUGCCAAAGUAUGCUCUUCUGGGGAAAACUGCCGGUCUCUUUUGCAAGACAGAAUAUGUCCUAAUUAUACUGUAGGAAGACCUUUAGGCCUACUGAGUGGAUCCCGUGAUGUAUCUCCGGAUGCGAACGUGUCGGAUACGGCAAGCAACUCGAAUGAGGUUACCUCCGAAACCGCUUUCGUCGCUAAGGCGGUAAAUGUUUCACACCAUCGAAGGGUACACUCUUCGCUCGUGAAAUCGGAAUCCCGUACGUACUCUAAACGGCUGCGACGACGACCACCUGAAUUGAGGGAGCUCGAAAGUUCAAAGCCUCUGAAGCGAUUUUCACGCAGCACUUUGGCGCCUUCAGAGAACAACAUAUCUACAUCUUGCGAAACAUCAAGUGUUCAUCAUUCCGACAAGUCUGAUGAUUGGAAACCCAUCAGUUCAUCAUCAGGCGAAACAGCCGGGAGUUCGGAUGACUUUGAGCCUGUGAAAACUUUUAGGACUCACCCAUCUACAAGUCAGAAAAAGCCCCGGAGGACUGUAGCCAAAAGAAACGUCUCGCGUAAUGUCCGCUCAAAAGUCUCCAACGAACUUAAGUUCGAUGGGGAAUCGGACAAUGCUGACGACUGGGAAGAUGUUGAAGAUGGUGAACACUGUGAUGUCAAAGAGGUGGAUUUUAUGCAGUGUUUGCUAAACGCGGAGAUGCGGAAGGAAAACGUAGAGGAUUCUCAUCUGAGCAGCAAAGUUCUCACAGUUUCUGUUCCAAACAAAUCACUUUCUGACAGGAAAGUAAAUAAUGAUCCUCAGUUACAAGAACGGCGGGAAGCAUUGCGCCGUCUCAGAGAAACCUUCAGGACCGUGCACCAUGUUCAUAUUUUGUGUUUUCUUGCUCACGUUCGCUUCCUAAACAGUUUAUGUGACAACCCACUCUACAGGUCUCUUGGCUUGUCUCUUCUCUCUACUACACAACCAGUGCUACAUAGUAAUUCGGAGUUUAUCGAUAUCGCCUCGUGGGAUCUAGAACAUUUGCGAGCGUGUGUGUCAUCUAUACUCUCCCUCAAAGGUUCUGCUACCGAUGCAACUGGUCUCACGUUACUUCACCGUGUCGCCAACUAUCAUGUCUCUGCUACUGAUUGCGUUAUUCUUCUCGUGAGUGCCUUAAGAGCGUUAGGCUUCGAUGUGCGCUUAAUUGUUGGUUUGACACCGUUACCCAUGAACCCUACUGCGACUGCCGCAAACACUUUACGAACAUCAGUCUGUAACAACCACACCAAGAAAGGCAACCGAAAAAUCGUCUCUAGCUCUUCGGAUGAGGGUGGCCAUUCCCUGUAUUCACUUGACUCGUCCACUCCCACUAUACAUACGUUUUUUGAGGUGUACUUACUUAGUAGGCAGCGUUGGGUGCCUGUCCAACUCUCCUCUUUUGAGAAUUCGGUGGAUCUGAUAGCAGACAUCCCACCGAAACUAUAUGUUAUUGGAGCAACUGCUAUUCGUUUAUGUGACGUUGCCAAUCUCCCAUAUGUUGGUCGUAAUCCAGUUGACUUGACUGCCCGUUAUGAUCCUGAAUGGUGCGUCAAAUCCCGCGCGCACCGUCUUCCAGAAACUAAAUGGAACCAGAUUUUACAAUACCAACGGCAUCUAUUCGACCUGCUUGCUGCAAGGAGUGGAACUCUAGUGGCCAAAACUGAGAAUCUUGCCACACGUCGUCGAGACAGCGUCGACGAAGAUAGUAUCCGAUCAGGAUUACUGCGCAAGCCACUACCCAAUCGUGUUCAAGACUUUAAAAACCAUCCGCUGUAUGUUUUGCCUCGGCAUCUGCUCAAAUUCGAGGUUAUUUACCCAUCGGAUGCAACUCCCGUUGGAUUCUUUCGUAACGAACCUGUCUAUAAUCGGGAAUAUGUACAUGUGUGUUCUACCCGGGAGACGUGGUUAAAAGAGGCGAAAACUGUUCGACUACACGAAAAGCCAGUUAAAGUGGUGAAGGCUCGCAUGUCUUUGAAACGCAAACUUCUCCAAGGUACAGACAAUACGCCAGCUACUGUUGAACUGUUCGGCCCUUGGCAAUUGGAGGACUACAAGCCACCUGUUGCUCAGAACGGUGUUGUGCCUCGGAACGAACAUGGGACCGUGGAUAUGUUCAAACCGUGCAUGCUUCCCAUCGGAUGCGCCCACAUUUGCUUAACUGGUAUUCAGCAUGUCGCCAAAAAGCUGGGCAUAGAUUGUGCUCCAGCGAUCGUUGGAUGGAACUUCAAGGGUUCUGGCUGGGCCAUUCCGAUCAUCAACGGAUACAUUGUGUGCAAAGAAAAUGCUCGAACUUUGAUCGAUGCAUGGCGAACAGUUCGCAUGGAUGCCGCCAAGGCGGCUGCCGAAGAACGUUCAUCCAGGGCAGUUGACAACUGGUGCCGAUUGGUUCGAGGUCUCUUCUUGUGGAACAAAGUGAAAGCACAGUUUGCCCUAGCAGCUUUGCAUGAUGCUGCCCCAUCCAAAAGAUCCAAACCUCCCACUCUUGAGGAGAACGCACUUGGACUGACCAGCAUGAGGCGACAGAAGCCCGGGACCAUUGCUACCUCCGGGACUACUUCUGGGCGCAUGACAGCUUCCGCUUCCGCUAAACUCGAUGAAUCGGGAUCUGAGUCGGACUCGGGCAACUGGCAACAUUUAUCUACUUCGGUCUGCACUCCCCAACCUGUAGCCCUCCUUCGCUCUCUUUCAGCUGCCACACCCAAACGUGGGCGUCGUGUCUCACGAUCACAGCGGUCGCAACCACGGAAGCGUCCCGUUCCCAGGAACGAGGCAAAAAGCAAUUCAUCGACUAGCGAGGAUGUUGAAGUGAAGUCGGGUUCGGGACUCCCCGAUUCGGAAGAUAGCGGCCUCUUUUUUUCCCCUUCCACCGAUCCCGCACUUAAUGAGAUCGAGCCCAAAUAAACCUGCUCUACAGAUCAGGCCUCCGUUGGACGGUUUUUUUCUCAUGGAGGUCAUCCUGCUGCAUUCGAACUGAAUUGUAUUCUCCUCCGCAUUUUCGCCACAACUUCUUGUUUAUCUCCCUCUCGUAUUUUUUACUACUCAGAUUCCACUUCUCAGUUUUAACCUUAGUGCAUUUAUUAUCUUUAUUGCUUUUCAUACUGACUUUAAAUAUACUGCGCCUGCUUUCAGUGCAUUGCGUUUUGUUUUUUUAAAAUGAAGGAAUUGUGUUCUACUUUUCUGCCUGUUUGUUGGUGGCUACAGGUUCGUUUGCACCCAAUGCGUC
Molecule: messenger RNA, 3546 nt
Organism: Dicrocoelium dendriticum
Lineage: Eukaryota; Metazoa; Platyhelminthes; Trematoda; Plagiorchiida; Dicrocoeliidae
Source: the annotation of a GenBank genome assembly